Molecule: messenger RNA, 760 nt
Organism: Sorex fumeus (smoky shrew)
Lineage: Eukaryota; Metazoa; Chordata; Mammalia; Eulipotyphla; Soricidae
Gene: DERL3
Product: derlin 3
Exons: 7
Coding region: 29-724 (231 amino acids)
Biological process (GO): endoplasmic reticulum unfolded protein response
Cellular component (GO): Hrd1p ubiquitin ligase ERAD-L complex; endoplasmic reticulum membrane
Molecular function (GO): misfolded protein binding; ubiquitin-specific protease binding
Source: RefSeq, a predicted model, not a curated record
UAGGGACACGUGUGUCAGAGAAGGUUCAAUGGCGUGGCAGGGUCUGGCUGCUGAGCUCUUGCAGGUGCCGGCGGUGACGCGGGCCUACACCGCGGCCUGCAUCCUCACCACCGCCGCCGUGCAGCUGGAGCUCCUUAGCCCCUUCCAGCUCUACUUCAAUCCGCACCUGGUGUUCCGGAAGUUCCAGAUUUGGAGGCUUGUCACCAACUUCUUCUUCUUCGGACCCCUAGGAUUCAGUUUCUUCUUCAACAUGCUCUUCGUGUUCCGCUACUGCCGCAUGCUCGAGGAGGGCUCCUUCCGGGGCCGCACCGCUGACUUUGUAUUCAUGUUUCUCUUCGGGGGAGUCCUGAUGACUCUGCUGGGGUUCCUGGGCAGCCUGUUCUUCCUGGGCCAGGCCCUCACGGCCAUGCUGGUGUACAUAUGGAGCCGCCGCAGCCCUCAAGUGAGGGUCAACUUCUUUGGCCUCCUCACCUUCCAGGCACCUUUCCUGCCCUGGGCACUCCUGGGCUUCUCGCUGCUGCUGGGCAAUUCCAUCCUCGUCGACUUGCUGGGGAUUACCGUGGGCCACAUCUACUACUUCCUGGAGGAUGUCUUCCCCAACCAGCCUGGCGGGAAGAGGCUGCUACUGACCCCUGGCUUCCUGAAGCUGCUACUGGAUGCCCCAGAAGAGGACCCCAAUUACCUGCCCCUCCCGGAGGAGCAGCCAGAACCUCCGCAGCAGUGACCUGGACCUAAAGGCCUGUUUCCCUGAGCUCUGCAU